AGAUCCAGGGGUGCGCGCGCAGUCGAGCGACACAAGGUCGUUACUGCAGCGGUUAAACAUGAUGUCUAUGGCUGCCCGCUCAGGGGUGUUUUCCCCUUACAUGCAGGCCACUGCUUUCGCAGUUGCGGGGCCGCUGAAAGCUCUUGUUCCCGGGGUUGUUGUAAAGGGAGAGAAUAUUCUGUUGAACCCGAAGAAACAGUUUUUGUGUCGCGAGUCGCUACACGGUCAAAGCCCAAAGACAGGCCCUGCUGUGACAGUUAGCAUCAAUGGAUCUGCAGGAGUCAGAUUUGCUCAUACAGACAUCAGAGUACCAGACUUUUCUGACUACAGGCGUCCAGAGGUGCUCGACCCCAGCAAGUCGUCUCAGGACAGCAGUGAAUCCAGGAGAACCUUCUCUUACCUGGUUACCGGGGCGACAGCGGUGGUGAGCGUCUACGCUGCCAAGACGGUGGUCACUCAGUUCGUUUCUUCCAUGAGUGCCUCAGCUGAUGUCUUAGCCAUGUCCAAGAUAGAAAUCAAACUGAGUGACAUCCCUGAAGGCAAGAACAUGACCUUCAAGUGGCGAGGCAAACCGCUGUUUGUUCGUCACCGCACAGAGAAGGAGAUCGCUACCGAGGCUGCCGUCAGCCUCGCAGAGCUGCGAGACCCUCAGCACGAUAAGGACAGAGUCAUCGACCCCAGCUGGGUCAUCGUGCUGGGAGUGUGCACACAUCUGGGAUGUGUACCCAUCGCCAAUGCCGGCGAAUACGGCGGCUACUAUUGCCCCUGCCACGGCUCGCACUAUGAUGCCUCUGGCCGCAUCAGGAAAGGCCCCGCCCCCCUCAACCUGGAGGUACCUUACUACGAGUUUCCAGAUGACGACACAGUGAUUGUGGGAUAAAUGGCA
Molecule: messenger RNA, 886 nt
Organism: Neolamprologus brichardi
Lineage: Eukaryota; Metazoa; Chordata; Actinopteri; Cichliformes; Cichlidae
Gene: uqcrfs1
Product: ubiquinol-cytochrome c reductase, Rieske iron-sulfur polypeptide 1
Cellular component (GO): membrane
Molecular function (GO): quinol-cytochrome-c reductase activity; 2 iron, 2 sulfur cluster binding
Source: RefSeq, a predicted model, not a curated record